AUGACGUCGAGUCCAGAUGUGGUUCCGUCACUCGAGACGGUGAAGCAGGUGAUCGAAAAGGCACGCAGCAGGAAAACUGGACCGCAGCCGACGCUGGUCCCCGUGUACCGGCAAGUGUCGUCAGACCUGAUCACGCCGUCGGCGGCCUACCUCAAAGUGUCGAAGCGGGCGACGACGUCGGGCGAAGGCAAGAAGCAAUACUCGUUCCUAUUCGAGUCGGCGGCGACGGAGCAGCUGGGGCGGUACAGCUUCGUGGGGGCGGGGCCGCGCGAUGUGCUGGUCACGGGGCCCGGGUACGGCGAGGAGACGGACCCGCUGGUCGGGCUGGAGAAGGAGCUGGGGAAGCAGGUGAUUGCCGAGGUGCCCGGGCUGAAGCUGCCUCCCCUGACGGGUGGCGCCAUCGGCUAUGUCGGGUACGACUGCGUGCGGUACUUUGAGCCUAAGACGGCGCGCCCGCUCGAGGACAGGCUGCAGAUCCCCGAGUCUCUCUUCAUGAUGUACGACACCAUCGUGGCGUUCGACCGCUUCUACGGGCUCAUCAAGGUCAUCUCGUACGUCGAGGUGGGUGACGGCACGGACGCCAGCCUGGCCGGGGCUUACGCCAAGGCUGAGGCCACCAUCGCCGACCUGGUCGAGCUCCUCGAGUCGCCCGAGGUGCCGCUGCCCGAGCAGGGGCCCAUCGAGCUGGGCCGCGAGUACAGGUCCAACAUCGGUCGCGAGGGAUACGAGGCCCACGUCACCCGGCUCAAGGAGCACAUCGUCAAGGGCGACAUCAUCCAGGCGGUCCCGUCGCAGCGCUUCGCCCGCCCCACCAGCCUCCACCCCUUCAACAUCUACCGUCACCUGCGCACCGUCAACCCCUCCCCUUACCUCUUCUACGUCGACUGCAGCGACUUCCAGAUCGUCGGCGCCUCGCCCGAGCUGCUCGUCAAGAGCGAGGAGGGCCGCAUCAUCACCCACCCUAUCGCGGGCACCGUCCGCCGCGGAAAGGAUGCCCAGGACGACGAGCGCCUCGCCUCGGAGCUGCGCAGCUCCCUCAAGGACCGCGCCGAGCACGUCAUGCUCGUCGACCUCGCCCGCAACGACGUCAACCGCGUCGCCGACCCCCUGACCGUCCGUGUUGACCGCCUCAUGGCCGUCGAGAAGUUUAGCCACGUCCAGCACCUCGUCUCCCAGGUCUCGGGCGUCCUGCGCCCCGACCAGUCCCGCUUCGACGCCUUCCGCUCCAUCUUCCCGGCCGGUACCGUUUCCGGCGCUCCCAAGGUCAAGGCCAUGGAGCUCAUCGCCGAGCUCGAGGGCGAGCGUCGCGGCGUCUAUGCCGGUGCCGUGGGCUACUUUGGCUACGGCGGCGUCGAUGACCAGGGUGCCCGUGUCGAGGGUGCCAUGGACCUCUGUAUCGCUCUGCGCACCAUGGUGGUCAAGGAUGGCACUGCCUAUCUUCAAGCUGGUGGCGGCAUCGUCUUCGACUCAGACGAGUACGACGAGUGGAUGGAGACCAUCAACAAGCUCGGCGCAAACAUGCAGUGCAUCACGUCUGCCGAGGAGCUAUAUCACCAGCAACAGCAGAGGGCGUCCAAGAAGCCGUAA
Geosmithia morbida is the source of this 1587-nucleotide messenger RNA. Its product is annotated as anthranilate synthase component I. The transcript is spliced from 3 exons. The coding region runs from base 1 to 1587 and encodes 528 amino acids. Gene Ontology annotation, molecular function: anthranilate synthase activity. Gene Ontology annotation, biological process: L-tryptophan biosynthetic process. The record is from RefSeq and is a predicted model, not a curated record. NCBI's taxonomy places the organism in Eukaryota, Fungi, Ascomycota, Sordariomycetes, Hypocreales, Bionectriaceae.